AUGGAUCCCGAGGCGUUUUUAGAUUUGGCUAAUCAAGUAACAAAAUUAAAAAUGUUUCCGUAUUUUGACAUUGCUCACAGUGUAUUAUGUGCAUUGGCUGUAAGAGAAGAUUUGGGACCGGGAGCUUUGGCAUUUUCCCGAAAACAUCCAAUGUCAUGUUGGUUAUCUACAAUGCUUGUUAUUUUUGCCGGUGGAAUGCUUUGUAACGGUCUUUUAGGCGAACCAAUUUUAGCACCAUUAAAAAAUACUCCUCAAUUAUUAAUUGCAACGGUUGUUUGGUACGUUAUAUUUUAUUCUCCUUUCGAUAUCGGUUAUAAAUUUGCCAAAUUUUUACCCGUAAAAAUUGUACUCGCCGCCAUGAAAGAAGUUUACAGGUGCAAAAAAGUACACGAUGGUGUCACACACGCAGCCAAAUUAUAUCCAAACGCAUAUAUAAUAAUGAUACUUAUUGGAACGUUAAAAGGUAACGGAGCAGGAUUUACUAAAUUAAUGGAAAGACUUAUAAGAGGAGUGUGGACACCGACAGCCAUGGAAUUUAUGCAACCUAGUUUUUACACCAAAGCUUGCCUUGUAGCAUCCGUCAUAUUUGUUUUGGACAAAAAAACAGAUUUGAUAUCCGCACCGCACGCACUCGUUUAUUUUGGAAUCGUCAUAUUUUUCGUAUAUUUUAAACUAUCAUCAAUAUUAUUAGGAAUACACGAUCCAUUCAUUCCAUUCGAAAAUUUAUUUUGUGCCUUAUUUUUGGGUGGUAUUUGCGAUGCAUUGGCAAGAAUUUUAGGUUUCGGACAACCGAAAGAAGGAGAUGCGAAAAACGAUGCGAAAAAAACGAAUUAA
Messenger RNA from Pediculus humanus corporis (human body louse), 834 nucleotides. RefSeq lists its product as uncharacterized. Gene Ontology annotation, cellular component: membrane. Gene Ontology annotation, biological process: potassium ion transmembrane transport. Gene Ontology annotation, molecular function: identical protein binding; potassium channel activity. The record is from RefSeq and is a predicted model, not a curated record. Bases 1 to 834 code for a protein of 277 amino acids. The transcript is spliced from 5 exons. Lineage: Eukaryota; Metazoa; Arthropoda; Insecta; Psocodea; Pediculidae.